Phyllopteryx taeniolatus (common seadragon) is the source of this 1680-nucleotide messenger RNA. Its product is annotated as ras-related protein Rab-5A. The record is from RefSeq and is a predicted model, not a curated record. Lineage: Eukaryota; Metazoa; Chordata; Actinopteri; Syngnathiformes; Syngnathidae. Gene Ontology annotation, molecular function: GTPase activity; GTP binding. The transcript has 6 exons. Bases 181 to 834 code for a protein of 217 amino acids.
CUGGAAAGAAAAAACUAAUCUAAUGUUUCAUAAGCCCGGCAGACAUUAAAGUGCCUAGUUUUUUUUUUUUUUUUUUGGGGGGGGGGAGUCUGUGAGCAACAUUCAGCAGCAGCAGCGUCGUCGUCGUCGUCGUCGUCUCUUGGCUGGCAUCCACCACAGGAAGCGUCCGGAGAAAGGGACAUGGCAAGUAGAGGCGGAGCUACCCGACCCAAUGGGCCCAACGCCGGCAACAAGAUCUGCCAGUUCAAGCUGGUGCUGCUGGGGGAGUCAGCGGUGGGGAAGUCGAGUCUGGUGCUCCGCUUCGUCAAGGGACAGUUCCAUGAAUUCCAGGAGAGCACCAUCGGAGCCGCCUUCCUGACUCAGACGGUAUGCUUGGACGACACGACGGUCAAGUUUGAAAUCUGGGACACGGCCGGUCAGGAACGCUAUCACAGUCUGGCCCCCAUGUACUACAGAGGCGCCCAGGCCGCCAUCGUGGUCUAUGACAUCACCAACGAGGAGUCGUUCGUGCGGGCAAAGAACUGGGUGAAGGAGCUCCAGAGACAAGCCAGUCCCAACAUCGUCAUCGCGCUGGCCGGAAACAAAGCCGACCUGGCCAGCAAGCGAGCGCUCGACUUCCAGGACGCGCAAUCGUAUGCCGACGACAACAGCCUGCUCUUCAUGGAGACGUCGGCGAAGACGUCGAUGAAUGUCAAUGAGAUCUUCAUGGCCAUCGCCAAGAAGCUCCCCAAGAACGAGCCACAGGCGGCCGGCGGCGGCGGCGGCGGGCGGAACCGGGGAGUGGACCUGACCGAAACGGCCCAGCCCAGCAGCCGCACCUGCUGCAGUAACUAGGAGGGCCGCGGCGGUUCCCCACCCCCACCCCGGCCACAAAAACACACACACAUCAGCUUCCUUACCUUGCUCCUCACCUCCCUACCCAGUCCGGAAUAGCGAAAGACUUUGUAUAGCUGCAUUUCUAAAACCUAUUUUUUGUGUUGUUGUUGUUGAUGUUCCUCCUCUUUCUUUUUGCAAAGGUUUUUUAAGAAGUGUAUGUCAGUAUAGUGGAUGCAUGUUAUCACUACAAUGCCUGAGGCAAACCCCUUUUCACCCUCUCGUCGUGAAACUAACGCCCCUCGCCCACAAAAUGGCUCUCAUCCUUACACGUCCCCGCCUGUUUCCCCUCAUUUUCCAGUUCUGUCACGAGAAAACCCAUCAGGAGGGAUGUUUUUUUUUUCUACUUCCUGGAGGGUAUGUGGAUCAUUCCCUCCCACUCCCCCACCGAGUCAACACCGCACGUGUAGAAACGACCACACAACAAGAGAUUCCGAACAAUUGUACAGUUCGUUAUGCUUUUUAUUUUUUUUUUAUUAAUUCUCUUCUCGUCUCCAACUGGUAAAGCUGUGGUGUUUCUUUUUUUUUUUUAAUUUAAAUUUUUUUUUUUUUUUUAAAGAUUAUUCUAAUUAGCUCUGUGUAGUGUUAUUAACAAAACAAAAAACAAAAUCAACUCUCUGGUGUCAUGUUGGAAAGGAACUUUUAAUGGCAUUGCACACAGUGUUGAUCAUCAUGUCUUCAUUUUAUACGAGCGAGUGCUUGUGACCCGCUAACGGCUCGAUGGGUUUUAACCGCACGACGGGCCCGAUUGGUUUUUGAGUGUCUGAAUACGACGUAAUAAAUUCAAUAAAGAUUGACUCUCUUGUA